Chilo suppressalis (striped riceborer) is the source of this 2916-nucleotide messenger RNA. Lineage: Eukaryota; Metazoa; Arthropoda; Insecta; Lepidoptera; Crambidae. The record is from the annotation of a GenBank genome assembly.
GAAAUAAUUUUGCUCAUCAGCUGUUCUGUCUGUUUGACAUUUAAGACAAAACUUAAAAUAACUUGACGUUGACCGGUACCUAUCUAUACUUUAGUUCUUAUCAGCAAAGUGUACCUUUGUAAAUUUAAAUUUGCUUAUCUAGAUGACGUAAUUAAAGUGCUCAAUGAGUGCCGAAUGAAAUGAAUUAAAAUAUUUAAUCAGUUUAGUGCAAAUAUCGUGCGUUGAACAGCCGUAUUUUGUUAGUGAAGUGAGACCGCACCGGAAGGCAAUCGUAUUUCGCAAGGUGUUUCGGUCGCUGAAAGUUCGUAAUAAAUUUCAUAACAGCUAAAACUGUUGUCAAUAUGGUAAAAGCAGUAGCAAUAAUUACUGCUAGUGAUACUUGUUUCAAAGACCACUCCAAAGAUGCAUCAGGACAGGCUCUUGCUGAACUUGCUCAGAAGCUGUACCCUGAGGCCAACAUACAUACCCUCAUAAUCCCAGAUGAAAGAGAACUUAUGGAAAGAGAGUUAAAAUAUUACUGUGAUUCUAAUGUGGAUUUAGUAUUAACAACUGGAGGGACAGGGCUUGCUUAUAGAGAUGUCACACCCGAGGCUACAAAGGCUGUUAUCCAAAAAGAAGUGCCAGCAAUAACAAUAGCUAUGACAAUUGAGAGCCUCAAGAAAACUCCGAUGGCAAUGCUAUCCCGUUCCGUAGCUGGCAUAAGAGAUAAAACCCUAAUAAUAAAUUUUCCUGGAAGCAAGAAAGCUGUUUUAGAAUGUUUUGAAGUAGUCCAACCAAUUCUGUCACACGCUAUGGCAUUACUACAAAAUGAUCUCAAUGAAGUAAGAACAAUUCAUGAUUCAAUGCAAAUUGGUCAUGUGUGUCCACACAGCAGUAAUGUUGAUGUGACCAAAGUAGCAUUUAGGCCGAGAGUAUCUCCAUAUCCAAUGCUGGAAAUGUCUCAAGCAUGGAAAAUAGUUGAUAGCGUGAUGGCAGAAUGGUCUGAGCAUUUUGAGAUAGUAUCACUGGAAGAUGCUAUAGGCAGAGUUGUAGCGCAACCACUAAGUGCGAUGGAGCCUAUGCCCCCAUUUGAUGCUUCUAUAAAAGAUGGUUACGCUUGUAUAAGCAGCGACGGUGCGGGCGUACGCCGAGUACGCACUGCCCUGACGGCAGGCGAUGCGCCCACGUCGCCGCUGCUGCAUGGAGAGUGCGCGCGCAUCAACACUGGCGCCGCUUUGCCCGCGGGUGCUGAUUGCGUCGUACAGGUGGAAGAUACCAAGUUGGUGACUGCAUCUGAAAAUGGGCAGGUAGAGAUUGAGGUGGACAUUUUGGUGGCACCUAAACCACAGCAGGACGUCCGACCGAUUGGAUUCGAUAUACCUAUGGGCACUGUGUUGGUAGAUAAAGGCGACGUAUUAGAUGCGGCACAAAUUGGCAUGGUGGCAGGAGCAGGUUACCAGAAUGUCACAGUGCGCGCGUAUCCAAAGGUAGCGCUAAUGUCGACUGGAAAUGAGCUGCAGGAACCAUCUGAAUUGAAAUUGAAACCUGCACAUAUAAGGGACUCUAAUAGGACCAUGCUCAAGACACUAUUGAGGGAACACGGAUAUGAUAGCAUAGAUUGUGGUAUCGUACGCGAUUCGCCUGAGAAUCUCGUCGCGGCCAUUUCUGAAGCAUUUAAGCGCGCUGACUUCCUCGUCUGCACCGGCGGCGUUUCUAUGGGCGAAAGGGAUUUACUCAAACCGGUGCUGCUAAAGGAUUUUGGUGCUACUUUACACUUCGGUCGAGUGCAUAUGAAGCCUGGAAAGCCAACUACAUUCGCCACGUGUGAAUUCGAAGGAAAAACCAAAUACAUAUUCGCUCUACCUGGCAACCCUGUGUCCGCGUACGUAUGCUGCCUAUUGUUCGUGAUCCGCGCUCUACGCGUGAGCAGUGGUCGCGGCGCCGCGUGGGCAAAGAUGCGCGUGCGACUCGACGGUUGCGUGCCGCUCGACCCGCGACCAGAAUACGCGCGGGCUACUGUUCGUUUCCCGGACGCGGAAGAUAUGCCUGUUGCUACGUUGCUAGGGAACCAGUGUAGCAGCCGGCUAUUAAGCGCGUGCGGUGCAAGCGUACUACUAGAGUUGCCUGCGGCCGGACCGGUCGCCGGACGCAGUCUGCCGUCUGGUAGCCUCGUGCCGGCACUGAUCACCGGACGGUUCGACGCGUUCCGCUCACAGUAGCGAACGAUGAGCACUAAUUGGCGACUGUGAAGUUAGUGCAGUAAACGAAAAUAUGUAAAACAAAGCAGGUGUGCUGAAGUUGUCAUAGGCAGACAAGUACCAUAGACAAAUAAAUUUGCGCAGUAGAAUUUUUUGUAUGUGUAAUUGCUACUGCGCUGUUUUCCUUGUUUAUGGUUGUUGCUCAAGAAUUUUGCCGGGGUGUAUUGUAUACCAUAAAAAUAGAGAGAUUGGAGUGAGUAUUCCUUCACCAGCUGUCAAGUGAAUACGAACGCGAAGAACUGGUCGCCUGAUCGCUUCGUCUGUUUCACUUUCCUGCCCGUUGUUCCCGCGAUAUUGGCCUCCCUUUCUAGGGAGCAUUCAAUUUCAUGCAGGCAAUGCUCAGUCCAUUCUUUGUCUAUUGUUUUUACUGAACUGAACUGAACCACUGUUGCUCUAGCUGCUAAUUUCACAACCGCCAUAAAGUAAGUUUGAAUCGCACUAUAGUUCGACCCGGACAUUGUAGUUAAUUAUAUUAUUAGAUAAGCAUAGAUUGUGAUGUAAAAGUCUCGUUUAAUAUAUAGCUCUAUAGGUCGGUGUUUUUAAGUAGUUAUGUAGUUGUAAAAAUUCAUAGCACUGACUAGUCAUGGCCACAAUUUAACCACAACUGUUGUCAAAACUAUGGUUAAACCAUAUGAGUAAAGAAACAUAGUUAAACUGUCAGGGAUAAGUCCCUGACAGU